Messenger RNA from Lepisosteus oculatus (spotted gar), 4582 nucleotides. It is a transcript of the gene prrt4b, whose product is annotated as proline rich transmembrane protein 4b. NCBI's taxonomy places the organism in Eukaryota, Metazoa, Chordata, Actinopteri, Semionotiformes, Lepisosteidae. The record is from RefSeq and is a predicted model, not a curated record.
UCCUGAGGCUCCCUUUCCCAGCGUCCACAGCACUGGCAGCCACUGCUAAUGAAUAAUUUGCUUAGUGAGGUGUGACCACAGGCAUUGUGUAUUUGAAUUUCACACUGGCGGAUUGAUGCAGGGGGAAGAAGAGGGGGAGACAGAGGAAGAGAGGGAGCGAGAGAGAGAGAGAGCAGGGAAGCUGAAACUCAAUUUCUCACACAUGAAAAAGGAUUUGUACAGCAUCGCAGCAGAGGGCACAGGGAAUUUCAGGUUUUUAAUACCAUUUUUUACACAGUGAUUCAACUGCCAAAUGCUAAAGCCCCAUGAGCGCUGAGAGAUGUUGGAAUUCAACUUCUGAUUAGAGUUCUGAUUAGAUGUUUUAGCAAAAGCACUAUGCUUGUUCAAGUCUGGAAGGUGAUAUUCUUUCUUUGGCAUUCAUUAUCUGGCACACUUGUUGCUGGAACUUUGGUCAAGAAUGUACUGGAAGACACUUCACCUCAGCCACAACCAAAGACUGAUUCUAAUGAUCAUCACCAGUCUUUAUCUGAAAACCAGGGUGUCUUGUCUCAGCCAUCCUGGACACCCACAGAUCUAACAGUGGAAACCAAAACCCCUUUCUUGCUUCUAUUACCUUUCAGUAUUCCUCUUGAUCUUCAGAGGUACAGCACAAAAUCUGAAACAACUCCAAAGAGUACAGAAGGCAUUUCAGUAACUAAUUCAUUAUCUGAUAGAUUAUCUGAAAGAUAUCAAUCACUCAAGCCUGCUAUAAUCAAGUCUACACUGAAGAAUUCUGAAUUCACAAGAUCUAGUACAGAGACUUUUCCUUACAGAAAGGAAACAUCUAUAACUACAUUUACUAACAGUGGAACUGUAAGCAGUCUUCUCAGUAAUAACAGUAAAGCUACUCCUUAUCUAACCACUCUGCCUGUGCACACUUUUGCUACUACUAAUGAAAUAACGCCGCCAACACCUAAGAGAGAAAUGCUGGGAUCAACAGUCUAUACUACUCAAAAUAAAAACUCUAGUGAGCCAGCCUCUAGUAUGGUGAAUACUACAACAAGCAAACCUUUACUUUCAUUAAAAGAGUCAUCUACAGGGGCUGGUCUAGCUGGCAUUGUGUUGCCAACAGCAGCUACUCUAGCAGUUAUCCAAGAUGAGAAAAUUAAGGAGACCGAACCGAAAACAGAUUUUGAUCGAUCUAAAAAUGCUAUAAUCCCGAGUCCAGUGGAGGAAAACAUGAGAUGGGCCACAACAACCAUCAGUGAGAAGAUGAUGCAUGAAGAUGUUGUACAAAAAUUAACACAAUCCUCAGUGUUAACCACAAAUACAGCUGAAACAAUUUUAUCUGAGUCUGACCCUGAAUCUGAAAACCAACCAGACAACAGCUCUGAGAAGGAGAAUCUGCUUGGAUCUUCAGUACCUACCUUUUCCCUUUUCACGGCUCUGGAUCCACAGUUUUCAGAUGCACUUUCUAACGAGGCCUGGCCUUCAGAGAUGGCCGUUAACGAAUCGUCCACCUUGCCUGACUGCAACCAGGAUAUGACUGGGAUCUGCAAUUCUUCUGACGGGUGGAGCCCUGCAUUUCCAAGCAGCAAUGGUGCAGCUAAUGAGUCCUACAACCCCCUUCUGCUUUUGCCUCCCCAGCUGUUUGUCCCUCUUCAUGCAGACUGGAACACGGCGAUGGGAACUUGGGGGAUAGCAUGGGAAGCCCACAUCUAUGGAUUAGGAUCCUUAUUUUCUCUGGUGGCCUUCCUCUCUGUUCUAAACCUGCUGUGCCUCCCUUUUCGGUGCCCUUCAGGAUGCAGCUAUUUCACAAUGGUCAAUGUUUUCCUUUUAAUAACAGGGUGCUGUAGAGCAUUCUCACUAUUUUAUGAUGCCUACAGCCACCAGGACAAGUUGCCUGACACUGGAACUCUACUCCUUUAUGAAGUGCCAUUUCCAUGUCUCACCUCAGCCUUCGGCAUAGUUUUUUUGCUCCUUUCCAUGAGAUCAAGGAUGCAGUUGUCGUACUCCAUUUUUCAGCAUCCCUGUUUCUUAACCAUCCUCGUAAUUCUGCAUUUCUCAGCAACAUUUGGGUCCAUACUAAUGCUGCAGAUCUUCACUCAGCUCCCUUGCCUUUUUUUUGUAUCUCAAGGAACCUUUGUGAUCUUGACUACUCUCAUGUCAGCAUCCUUUUUUAUCUUUUACUGUUAUGUGAGGGCCGAUGCCAAGCACAUUUAUCAUCUGAAUAACACUUCACCACCAACAGAGAGAUAUAAUAGAUGCCCUUUCGCAGACUCAAAGGACUGGGACCGUGCAGCAGUGACAGCUGUUUUCUCUGCCAUGUUUGCACUAUGUUGUGCAGGUCUUCAGCUAUAUGCCAUGCUCCAUGCUUUGGGAUUUGGAGGCAUGGAAGUAUUCCACCCCUGGCCCUGGUGGGCCUUUCACUUGAGCUGCAGGAUUUGUGAGGUUGGCAUGUGCCUUACUUUGGUCCUUAUUGUCAUGCAUCCCAUCUUUUGCUCAAAUGAUGGACCUCAACGCACCUGCUGGUCAAACAUCUUUUGCCUGUCCCACCGCCAUGUUACGAUGAAGUCACCUAUCCUUCCUAAUAACUACCAGUGGUCUUCAGCUCAGCAGGAAAAACUGGUGAUCUGUGAUGCCAUUGCUCGCAGUGAAUCAGAAUGCCUUCCACUUUAUACAUUAGUGGAAAAUCACCUCAGCAGUAUUGAUGGGCUUGAUCUUUUAUAUCACAGCAACAGGGUCUUGACAGCAAAAGACAUGGACCUAAAUAUGAAGCCCAAAACUAAUUCACAGAAAUCCUCUUUCACUAGUGUACAUAUUGACAGUGACUCCACAGCUGAUCUUCGACCCCCUUCACCAAUAAAUCUGAGACGCAGCAUAGAUGAAGCCCUCUUUAGCGAAGCCCUUUUUCCUCAAAGCCUCUUCCAGAACACUAAGCUCUACAGUUCAAGUAACCUUUCCCUCAACCUGAAAAACACAACAGAUAAAAGAGUUUUUAAGGAAAACGCAGCAGAUCGAGGUCUGUACAGAACUUCUUCUUGCUUAGAGAUGGAGGCAGUCCCACCCUUGAAGAGGUCUGUCUCUAGUUCCAAUACAUUAAAUGCAACAUCUUCCACAGAACAGUGGAGAGGAAGCAAUUCCAGUUCUCUUUACAAAGUCUCCUUAGAUGGAUCUUCCCUGGUGCUCUGCUCCAGUCCAGAAAGGAUGGGUUACUCCUCCCUGAGUAGUAAUCAAAUCGCGCUAAGCAACCUGUCCCAGACAAACCUAAAUCAGGUCUCUCAAUUUCAGAGACGUUAUCAAGCCUUAGAAUGUUCUUCCCGGGAAUCAUUGGACAAGCCUGGAGAACCUGAUUUAGCCAUUCAAGCAGAAUUCAUCAAUGUCUGCAGGCAAAUUGAUGCACUGAGUGUCUGUAGUGAUACCAUAGACUUGUAAGACACUGUGAUCAAAUUCACUCUGACCAAGCACUGUAAAGGCAGUAAAAUGAAGAAGUUAGAAUACAGAGGAAAUCAUAGUGUUAAAAAGGUGCUAACAUUUGCUUUUAAGAGCAUACCAGCUAAUUUUCUUGACAAUAAAAUAUUGCCAAAUGAGAAGGCUUAGAUUUUUUCUUUAAAUCUUGGUUCCUCCUUUUCAAGGCCUGGAAGAAUUAACAUACCCAAAAGUUACAGGGGGCUUUACUCAGAAAGGACUUAGAAGAUGGUUUAGUUUUAAUCUAGGCCUUGAAUUUAUGGAGAUAUUUUAGGCUUUAUUUCUGGGGAAUGAGCCCAUCGAAUGGCAGAAAUCAAUAAAGACUUCAUUCAAUAAUUCCCUUAAUGUAUAGAAAUUUGCAUUUGGGCUGAUUUACCUUUCUGAAAUGUUCUAAUUUUUAACAUUUAUUAAAAAAUUAAAUGUAUGCAGUCCUCCUCUUAUUUACCUAUAUAAAUUAAUCAUACUGUGAUUUUAAUCAAGCACUUAUUGAUGAGUCUCAUGCAUAUAUUAUGUACAGCUUUAGCUGGAAUAUAAAAAACAUAGAAGCAAAUAAUAUUGAUUAUUGUUAAGACGUUUUGGUGUUGCUGCAAUAUCCAUAGUGUCGAAGUACCUCAUUGCGGUCAGUGAAUAUAAACAUCCAAUGGCAUUUUAUAUUAACAGCCUUUAUUCCUACAUGGUUUUGUUAAAACAUUUUCUUAAAUAUAUUUAUAUAUGAUAUGAAAAAUAACACACUGAAAAUAAGAGUUUUGUAGCAGCUCCAUCUACUGGUAGGUUCUGAAGGCUAAAAGUCUGUAGUCAAGGACUGUAGCAUCUGCACCAUUGCACUUGUGCAUUUUGAAGACGUGUGAUACUUUUUGUAUAUUGUUUCUUGAUUUUUAUAUGAAAAAACAUACUAAUUUUAUUGUUAUAGGAUUAAAUAAUAGCGUUUAUUUGCUUUCAGCUUUGUUUGAAAAGGUGUACAUUUUUUACCUUAAUAAGUCAAUUUAUUGUGGAUGUGCAUGUGCAAAAAGAGAUGUUUGACACAAUGUUUAUUGUAAUAUUGUAAAUGAAAGCCUAGUUUGUUCAAUUGGACAAACUGCUACAGUAUAUGUUUAAAUAUGUUCCAGAUAGACUAUUAAAUCUUUAUUGAAUCUUA